Molecule: messenger RNA, 435 nt
Organism: Cadophora gregata
Lineage: Eukaryota; Fungi; Ascomycota; Leotiomycetes; Helotiales; Ploettnerulaceae
Exons: 1
Coding region: 1-435 (144 amino acids)
Source: RefSeq, a predicted model, not a curated record
AUGAAGGCAUCUGGAUUGCGCAGUAAGAAAAAGGGUUUUUGCGGAAGCAUUCAUCGACACUACUACCUUCACGAAGAAGACUUGAAGAUGAGCCCCAUGAGAUCACGCUCAACUACCGCCCUCGGAAGUAGAGGUUACAAAAUCACAGUUCUUGGUGGUGGUAGUGGUGGUAUCUCACCAGAAGAUCCAAAACUCUACCGACAGCCAAGUUUGGCAAGCAGUGGACCGAUGUCAAGACUGGAGCACAGCAUCACAGAAAAUGACAGUGGGAGCGAAGACAACAUGAUGGUCCCAAUGCCCUUUUCUUUUCAAGGAAGGCAACGAGCAUACUUGGUACGAGAGUGGGAAAGAGAACGAGAAAGUCCUCGAGCUGAGCGACCGAAUAAACGACCAAAAGGCAUACUCAGAACCACAGAGGUGAUGGUUUCAAGAUGA